CACUAAAACUGCAGUACCUACUACAGCUCCUACUACAACUGUAGCCCCUACUACAGCAACACCUGCAACAACAACUGCAGCUCCUACGACAACUGCAGCUCCUACGACAACAACUGUAUCUCUUUUUACCACUAAAACUGCAGUACCUACUACACCUCCUACUACAACUGUAGCCCCUACUACAGCCACAACAGCAACACCAUCGAAAGCCAUUGCAGCUCUUACUACAACAGCUGUAUAUACCACAACAAAUACAACUGGAGCACCUGCUACAGAAACUACAAUUGCACCAACUACGACAACUACAACCUCUCCUACUAUCAACAGCAUCAUAGAAGCUCCUACUUCCACAACCAUAACUGAAGCUUCUAUAACCACCACAACUGUAUCUUCUACUAUGACAACCACAACUUCAGCUGCCAUAAUGAACACUACAUAUGCAGCUCCAACAAUGGCAACUCCAGCUCUUACAACCACCACCACCACCGUAGCUUCUAGCAUGGCAAUUCAACCUGCAGGUCCUACAACAAUGACCACAACUGUUUCUCCAACAAUGACUACAACACCUACAAGUACAACCACAAUUGUACUUCCAACUUUUACCUCAACUUCUAUGGCUUCAGUGACAUCAACAACCAGAUUUGGCACAGUGAUGGUUUUUGUUAGGCUGGUGUUCCAGCUCAACACACCAGUCCCCACUGAGGAGGAUGUCCUUGGUGUCAUCAACAAGCAACUGUCUCGCCAAUUGAACAUUCAGAGAAACACUCAAACCACCUUCCAGAAUGCAACUUAUAUCAAACUUACACAUACUUCAUUUGCCAUCGAUCUUGGUUUCAAAAUAACCAAUGUCACCAUGGAUUCUCGAAGAGAUAGACUCACAUUCACCAGUGAGACCUACAACAAGAUACAGGAUUCAAUUAACAGCCUACUCAAUGAUAUUCUUAGUAAACCAGAUGGCAAACAAUUUGUCUUUCCCAAUGCCAACUUUACUAUUGUUGGCACUCAAAUCAGGGCAGACAUGAUGUAUGUAUACAAAGAGGAAGACAUCAAUUUCCCUAGUGCUUUUCUAGAGGAAGUCUUAAAAGUCUCAGGUCUCCUAACAACCACGGUUACCCCAACAACUACCAGCACCACACCACUUCCUACCCUUUUGCUGACCACUACUUUCAAUACCACAAGUGAUGGAGGUUUUCCUGGCUGGGCUCUGGCCAUUAUCAUCCCUUGUGGCAUCGCUAUCAUUCUGGUACCCCUGUGGAUCCUGCUAUGUUGCUUGCUAUGUGGCUGUUGUGCAGCUGUAAGGAGACGCUGGCACAGACGUAGAUCUUACAAUGUACAGUACACCACCAGAAACGGAUUCCUGUGAGGUGACUUCGCUAACAUCUGUGGGCAACUGUCAUCACAAGAACAACCAAUCAUCUAUAUCUGCUAAUCACGGGACUUUAAUGCAUGGAAAAUCCCUUGUUACUACAUACAAUUGCAUCUGAACAGCGGGGAGUUGCAUAUAUUUUUAUCAUAAAAAGAAAAUUGAUAAUGGGGUUAAUAGGCCACAUGUUUUUUGCGAAAUGUACUACUUCUUAUAUUAUACAUAUGAUUGUUAAUCAAAGUUACAGCUGAGCUGAACAAAGUAUGUUUAUAUAUUUAUAAGUUAUGUCAUUUGUGGUUUCAAGCUGUGCUGUCCACUGACUAAAACAGUUAUUAUUUAUUUAUUUCAUGUGUAAUAUACUAGAUUACAUUAUUUCUUCUUGAGUUUGUUAUUAUCUCUCUUGAUUAACUAUGAACAAAUGUAUUUUAGACUGCAAUACAGUUCUUGUUUCUUCAACUUACAGUUUGACAAAUGUAAUAAAAAGUCUUCACAAACCAG
This is a messenger RNA of Salmo salar (Atlantic salmon), 1861 nucleotides long. The record is from RefSeq and is a predicted model, not a curated record. NCBI's taxonomy places the organism in Eukaryota, Metazoa, Chordata, Actinopteri, Salmoniformes, Salmonidae.